UCAGUUGAAACGUGAAGUAGCGCAGAGGUGGACGUAUUUGAUUUGAGAAGAAAUAUGCUAAAAUUGUUUCGUAACACAACACAGAAGGAUGUAACUUUGAAUCAAAUUUGUCCAUUUUCGAUGCAUUGAAGUUUUAUUUCGUUUAUUUUGUAACAUAUUUUCGAUUUGUGAUUUUCUUGUGCUUCCUCUACUUGAACUUAUUUUAUAUUGCGUGAAAUUGGAAAUAAAUAUAUACUUUUUUCAAAACUUUAGACUAUUUUACAUUUAUAUUUGACUUGAUACAUAUGUGAGAAAUAUCUGCAAUGCACGCGGGCCGUGCUAGCAGCAGUUCUAUGAAGGACUACCUUGGAUACUUGACCAUACUGUUAGUGUGCUGGUCACACUUUACAGUACAAACUGUUUACGGACAAUGCAAUUGCGCUACAGAUUGUGCAUCAAGCUGCAGUGCUGGAUAUUACUUUGAUUCUGGAACAUGCCAGAUAUGCCCACAAGGAAAAUAUUGUCCAGGAGGAAGCAAUGCAGCACAAGACUGCGCUGCCGGGACAUACAACAGUAAUACAGGAUCAUCUUUGUCAGCAGACUGUCUGGAUUGUGCUGCUGGUCAGUACAGUUCCGCCGGAGCUUCUGGUUGUAUCCAGUGCCCUCAAGGCACAGCUUGCGCAAACCCUGGUACAUCUUCACCAACCAACUGUUUGGCCGGAACAUACUCUGGAGCUGGUGCCACUUCCUGUACUAACUGUCCACUUGGUUCCUACUGCACCGGAAACCAGGCUACAUCCCCAGUAGCUUGUACCUCGGGGUACUACACUCCAAGCAAUGGUGCUUCAAGUUGUACAACACAAUGCCCGGCUGGUUCUGAAUGUCCCAGUGGAACAACUCCAAUACAGUGUUCAGCCGGAUACUACAGUCUUUUAGGAGAAGAAGCAUGUACACCAUGCCCUGCUGGACAGUAUAGUAGUUCUGCAGGUGCUUCAUCAUGCACACAGUGUGAUGAAGGUCAUGAAUGUCCAACAACUGGAAUGUCAUCACCUACAGCAUGUGCUGCCGGUUAUAUUGCUGCCACUGGAUCAUCGAGCUGCACACUCUGUGCUAAUGAUAAAAUCCCUGACUCGGAUAACAAAAUCUGUGAAGUUUGCCCUGCUGGAUAUGAAUGCACGAACCCGGCAAACCCAGAAACAGAAUGUAGUUCCGGUUACUAUGCACUCAGUGGUGCUGCGACCUGCACGCAAUGUCCGGUAAACCAUAAAUGUCCAACAAAAACAGCAGCCCCAGUGGCUUGUGCAAGCGAUGAAUAUUCAGCGGCUGGAUCGACUACUUGCACUCAGUGUCCUGCAGGUUUUACAUGUUCCGGUGGAGCUGCCGCACAGUGUAGUGCAGGGGAAUAUAGUCCCGCUGGAGGUGGUACAUGCCUCGGUUGUACGGCGGGAAACUACUGUCCCCAGGGAGCGACAUCGGAGACGGCUUGUGUCAGUGGGUCAUACAGUCUAGCUAAUGCCUCAUCGUGUACAACAUGUCCAGCAGGUUCCUACUGUCCAAACACACAGACAGUUACCCCAUGUCCUAGUGGCCAGUAUAGUGAACAAGGGGCCACUUCCUGUACAGACUGCCCUGCUGGUUACCAGUGUAUGACAACUGAUGCAGCCCCUUCAGCAUGUCCAUCCGGGACAUAUAACCUUGCAACAUCGCCAACAGGCCAAGCAUGUAUCGAGUGCCCUGGUGGAUACUACUGCGCAGUAACAACAGCGUCUCCAGUUGCGUGUGAUGCAGGCUUCAUCAGUGGAAAUGGAUCAACCGAAUGUACAAUUUGCCCUGCCGGAUUUGCCUGUCCAGAUGCAGCUGACCCAAGCAAAAAUUUCGAGUGCGCGGACGGGUCAUACUCGAUUGAUGGGGAGACAACUUGUACAGUAUGUGGAGCUGGAUUUUACUGCCCUACAAAUAUUGACGAUACCCCAAUAUCAUGUCCUCCAGGAUUUUAUUCAACUGGGAACCAGACACAGUGCACCAGGUGUGAAGCCGGAUACAAGUGCCCGAACACUGACGGAACAGGCAUAGUCACCUGUAACGCGGGAAGUUACUCGGAAGCAGGAGCAACUGACUGUAUUGAUUGUCCAAAAGGAUUUGCCUGUCCACUUACGAACACAAGUCAGAUAGACGAAUGUCUGUCGGGAACAUACUCUGUUGGCAGUCAGACAGAGUGUACACCUUGCCCAGCUGGAAAACGUUGCCCCACUACCAAAGCAUCAACAGAGAUAGACUGUGUGGCAGGAACAUAUUCUAUCGGGAACCAGUCCACUUGUAUUGAAUGCCCUGUGGGAUAUGAAUGUCCAAAUACAGAUGUGAACAACACCAUUCCUUGUGACCCUGGGUAUUUUGCACUUGGAGCCCAGUCUGCAUGUACUCUUUGUCCUGAAGGCGAGUACUGUGCUACAACAAUCGAGUCGGGAAUACCAUGUGACAGUGACGGCGAAUACAGCGAAGCUGGUUCCACAAACUGUACCACUUGUGAACCCGGGUUCUAUUGCCCAAAUUUUAAAGCUUCCUUUAAGCAACAAUGUCCAGCUGGCACCUAUUCAACUGCUGGGGCCACUGCUUGUUCGCCUUGUAAUGCUGGGUACCGAUGUCAGAUGCAGUCAGAUACAGCUAGCCCAUUGACAGAUCAGUGUGACCAAGGAGGCUGGUGCGAUGGAGAAAUGUUUCAUGCAUGUCCUGCUGGGACAUAUAACCGGUUGAACACGUCUGCCUCAGUUGCAGCUUGUGUCCUCUGCCCAUCAGGAUAUUACUGUGAAGGACCUGGGGAGAUUGACUACUCUACCUAUGACUGUCCAGUGGGUCACUAUUGUUUAGCAGGGACCACAUCCAGAACCUCAUACCCUUGUCCAGGUGGUACGUACAACAAUAUCACAGGACUUACACAGGAAACAGAUUGCACAACCUGCCCGGUAGGUUCCUACUGUCCUGAGGGGUCGACGCUUCCUAUUGACUGCCCGCCUGGUUUCUUCUGUGCAGUUGCAGGGAUGAGUUCUGGUUCUCAGACUCCUUGCUUUGCUGGAACUUACAGUAAUGGAACAGGAUUGACUGCGGAUACUCAGUGCAUAGACUGUCCGGUUGGCCAUUACUGCCCAGGAGGUCAGGAGAAUGAUCCUACAACGGAGCCAGUCCCGUGCCCAGCAGGGACAUUUAAUGCUGGAACGAAGGCGGUAGAUCUUGUCAACUGUGAGGAAUGUCAUCAAGGGUAUGCAUGUAAUACAACGGGCAUGUCUGAUACGACUAUACUGCCAUGUAAAACAGGUUAUUAUUGUCCUUUCGGAACCAUUGAGUAUGAUCAGUACCCAUGUUUACCUGGUAGCUAUGGCGAUACGGACAAUUUGACAUCUGCUGACGAGUGCAAAACCUGUCCGCAAGGAUGGAUCUGUGGCUGGGCAACAACUGACUUUGGUGACCAUUCCCCACCAGACCCAUGUGCCCAGGGUCACUACUGUCCAGAGAUGACCACUGCUCCUGACCAAUGGCCUUGUCCAGCUGGAACAUUCACAAAUGCAAGCGAUUUGUACGAGGAAUCCCAGUGUACUCCAUGUACUCCCGGUUACUACUGCACAGGUGGGGAUAAAGAAGUGUCAGGCAUUUGUCCCCGGGGCUACUACUGCCCUCAGGGAACAACUAUCGGCACGGAGUUUGGUUGUCCAAAUGGUACCUACAAUGAUGUAGAAGGUCUGACUGCUGUGGAUGAAUGCAAGAACUGCACACAGGGUCAAUACUGUGAGUUUGCAGUGAGUGCUACCACAGCAUGCUUUGAGGGAACAUAUAUGCCAUAUGGUGUUGAUCCCACUGGUAGUCUUACAGCUCUGCCAGUUGGCACUCCAGCAAAGCGUCAGUUUGAAUGUUUGACAUGUCCCGGUGGAUCUACCUGCCAGAACGGUACAAUAGAUCCGGUAGAGUGUACCACCGGUUUUUACUCACCAGAUGGGGCAACCGAAUGUACUAUUUGUGAAAUAGGACAUUAUUGUGAUAAUGCUACAACGUCUGAAGAUGACAUGAGAAACAACAAACAAUGUCCGGCCGGUCGAUACUGUGUCGCCGGUCUUUCUUUUGAACCAGCCGCCCAAGACUGCGCUACUGGUCACUAUUGUCCACAGGGUACCGUUGAGAUGGUAAACUGUCCUGUUGGUACUAUGAGAACCACCGUUGGUGCAGGGGCUGUGACAGACUGCGAACCGUGUACAGCUGGUUAUUAUUGUUUAGAAGAGUCUUCAAGCACAACCGGAGCAUGUUUAGAGGGGUACUACUGUCCAACAAACCUCACCAAUCCCUACGGAAAUAAUCCUCCAUACAUCGGGUCUUAUGGUAAUGAUAUGUACAAAUGUCCAGAAGGAACGUACACAAAUGUUACCGCCACUCCAGAUCUUGCAAGUUGUCUUGAGUGUCCUGCUGGAUAUUACUGUGGCCUAGCAACCAAUCAACCGGCAGACUGUACCCGUGGCUACUACUGUCCUGCUGGGUCGGAAAAACCAACACCGUGUCCCAUCGGAACAUAUGGCAAUGAUACCAAUUUGAUUGGACUUGACCGAUGUGUCGACUGUGAUCCUGGAUACUACUGUGACGCCCCUGGUUUGACCCUGCCUCGUGAUCAGUGUGACCCGGGAUACCUGUGCUACAGCAGAGCCACUACAUCAACACCAACUGAUGUUGCCACUCAAGGGGGAGAACUCUGUUCCAGGGGAGGUUACUGUGUACGAGGUUCUUAUGAGGCAGCCCCGUGUCCCCUGGGUACCUACAGUAACAUCACUGGGGCUAUUGACACAUCAGAAUGCACAACAUGUGACCCUGGUUAUUACUGCAGCAGCGUGGCGGGUGGUGAGCCAACCGGACCUUGUGCAGCUGGCUUCUACUGUGAACAAGGAUCCUCUAGCGCAUAUCAGUAUUCUGCAAGACCAGGUCAUUUUUCACUUGAAGGCGCGAGAGCUGAUGAUGAAUGCCCUAUUGCCACCUAUGCACCUUACCACAACUCCAGUUCCUGUACGAUAUGCCCUGCCGGUUUCUAUUGUCCGGAUAAAGCUAUGAAUUACACCAUUAUUUGUCCGGUUGGAACAUACUGCCCAGAAGGAAGCUACCAGUACUAUACAUGUCCACCCGGAACAUUCCUGAAUGAGACUGGCAAAUCAAGCUUAAGUGAUUGCAUAGACUGCCCAACUGGUUACUACUGCCAGGACCGAGGUCUUUCCGAGGUUACGGGACCUUGCAAGGCUGGUCAUAUCUGUUACUUGAACGGUCUUGACUCUGAUCCAGUAUACAAUGAUGAUAAUUCCACAGGGUUAACAAUUGUCUUGUACGGGGACAGAUGUCAUCCAGGUUUCUAUUGCCCACAAGGAACGUCGUACAUGAUACCAUGCCCCGAAGGAACGUACCGAGAACAUUACAGCGGGGCUUCUGUAGACGACUGUACCAUCUGUGAUCCGGGAAAAUACUGUGAUGGAACUAACAACACUGCAGUAACAGGUGACUGUGACCCAGGAUAUUUCUGUAACAACGGCUCCCACCUUGCUGCGCCGGUCGAUGGCAUCAUUGGUGACAUAUGCCCACAGCACAAAUACUGUCCACAGGGUGCAGAUGUGCCAAGAUCUUGCCAGAUUGGCUACAUGGCAAAUCGAACCGGAAUGGAUGCCUGUGAAUUGUGUAUUGCCGGAUACCUGUGUUACCCCGAUCAAGCUCCAGUGUUGUGUCCUCAAGGCAAGUAUUGUGUAGCCAGUACAGCUCUAAUACCAGUUACUGCUGGCACUGAUUGUCCGAUAGGGACCUAUGGUGGCGCAGAGGGACUCGAGUCUGAGGCAAACUGUUCAUUUUGUGACGCUGGCUUCUACUGUGAAACAGCAGGAUUAACAAAUGUGACGGGCCCAAUCUCGGCUGGGUACUGGACACUUACAGGUGCACAAGUGGCGACCCCUGUUGUUGAUGAUAAUCCAGACUACGGUCUCUGUCCAAAAGGUUUCUAUUGUCCAGAACAGUCCACUUAUCCUACAGCUUGCCCAACAGGCACAUACGGACCAUCUGAUACUGUGAAAUCCUUGGCUGGUUGCCGUGACUGUGAUCCGGGUUAUUAUUGUCCAUACCAGAAUAUGACAACGACUGGUUCCCAGUGUACAGCAGGAUAUUACUGCAGCAGUAAAUCAUCGGAAGCGGCACCAGUCAAUGCUACUUAUGGAGAUAUUUGUCCUACAGGUUACUACUGUCCUGUGGGUUCCUCAGCCCCGAUAGCAUGUGCAGGAGGAACUUACGCUGAUACCCCAGGUAGCGCCACCUGCGCUCAGUGUCCACAAGGUUUCUACUGUCCCCUCAACACAACAGACCCGUUCAGCUGCCCAAUGGGAUACUACUGCGUUGCUGGUCAGACUUCAGACAGCACAUUUCCCUGUCCAGUUGGAAAGUUCAACAAUCUGACAGAACGUUACGAUUCUACGGACUGUGUUGAUUGUCCAGAUGGAUAUUACUGUGAGUCUCAAGGUCUUGGAGUCCCCACAGGUCAGUGCGACCCAGGCUGGUACUGCACAGGGGCUGCUGUCUCGGCACAGCCCACAAAUGCUGCCCAGGGAGGAUUGUGUUUGGCGGGUACCUAUUGUCCAAUGGGAAGUGCAGCAGCCAUUCCAUGUGACCCAGGACAGUUUUGUGCCAAUGAUGGUCAAGAUAGUACAAAUGGUUCAUGCAGUGCAGGGUAUUACUGUUCCAGCGCUUCCAUCACAGCUACACCAGUAGGACAAGCAUACGGGGAUAUAUGCCCAGCUGGUCAGUAUUGUCCAGUUGGUAGCUCAGCCGGCACCAACUGCCCACCUGGGACAUUCCUUAACACAACAGGUGCCCAGUCUGAUGCUGAAUGUAUACAGUGUACGCAAGGUUAUUAUUGCGAUGGUUAUGGGAACACAGCUGUUGACGGGGAGUGUGAUGGUGGUUACUAUUGUCCAGCCGGCAUGAAUAUAUCAAACCCAGUGGAAUACACAUGUAGUCAAGGACAUUACUGCCCAGUUGGUAGCCACCAGGAGAUCCGGUGUUUGUCCGGCACAUACCAAGACUUGACUGGACAGUCUUCAUGCAAGAUGUGCCCCGAAGGCUACUACUGCGACAACACAAUUGAUCCGGUUGUCCUUUUCAACAACACCAUCUGUCCUCAAGGUUAUUACUGCCCCAAUGGAACACAGUACGAUACCCAGUACAGAUGUCCUGUUGGAACUUAUGGUAACAGUACCGGUCUCGUGGAGAUAUCGGAAUGUACGCCGUGUCCUGGAGGCUACUAUUGUGAUCAAGAGGCCCAGACCACUUACAAUCAACCAUGUCUUGCGGGAUUCUACUGUCGUCAAGGAGCAGAGACGGGUACACCCAUGGAAGAUUCAGAUGCAUAUGAGUGUCCAGUUGGCCAUUUCUGUCCAAAUCAAACAAGCGAACCACAGAAAUGUCCUGCAGGAACAUAUUCCAACACUGUUCGAUUAACAGCUGAAUCAGAAUGUACAGAUUGUCCAGCAGGGUCAUAUUGCGGAGAAUUAAACAUGACAACAGACAGUGGACUAUGCUAUGCAGGGUAUUACUGCCCCAAUGGCUCCUCUAGCCCAACAGAAUUAGACUGCCCUACUGGACAUUUCUGUGGAAAUGGGACUGGUACACCAUCACCUUGUCCAAAAGGCACAUAUUCCAACCAGACGAACCUGAUGUAUGAAAGUGAAUGUGACCCCUGUCCAGGAGGUUCCUUCUGUUUAGAGGAAGGUCUUACAGAGCCUAGUGGACUCUGUGGAGCAGGUUACUACUGCCCAGUUGGAACUAUAUACCAGCAGCCGAAUGCCACCUACUGUCCUGUAGGAUAUUACUGUCCUAACGGAUCAUCACAGGCACUGCCAUGUGCAAACUACACUGAGGUUGAUCAUACACACGCCUCUGAGUGUAAUCAGUGUCCUGCUGGUUUCUACUGUGAUGCUGCCAUUGGCCAGAAGACAAUCUGUCCAGCUGGGUAUUACUGUCCGGCUGGAACUGGUCUUGACUGGCAAGCAUGCCCGCGAGGUACCUACAGUAACACAACCGGACUACAAACUCAGGGCCAAUGUACACCAUGUGAUGCUGGGAAAUAUUGUGAGACAGAACACCUUACUGAACCAACAGGCGACUGUGCGGCUGGUUACUAUUGUGCAUCUGGGGUCGACAUGCAAUACCCUAAUGGUACAAACACCGGAUCUGGAGAUAUCUGCCCGCUAGCACACUACUGUCCGGCUGCCAGUGUUACGUUUAUACCAUGUGAGAAUGGAACCUAUGCCAACACCCUUGGACAAGCAACUUGUGACACAUGCAUACAAGGUUACUACUGCCCAGACCAGACUGAUGACUACACAAGCUAUCCAUGUCCUCAGGGCCAUUACUGCCCAGAUGGUACCCGGGAACAGUAUGAGAACCCAUGUCCCAAGGGAACAUUCAACAAUGCUACGUAUGGAACCAGCUUGGCUAACUGUUAUUCAUGUACACCUGGAAUGUAUUGCCAAACUGAUGGUUUGUCAGAUCCAACUGGCCUCUGUGCAGCUGGCUAUUACUGCGACGGGGGCUCAGAGACUGCAACUCCAAUUGGUGCUGGUGGCGGGUAUUGCACAGCCGGGUACUUCUGUCCUGAGGGUUCCACAGAGAUGACCCCGUGUACACCAGGAUACUUCUGUGCCUCAGAUUACCUUAACGAUACCUCCGGUCAGUGCCAAGAUGGAUCUUAUUGUAUCUCUGCGGCAACCGUUGCUAACCCAACAGACGGAACAACAGGUGAUAUUUGUCCGAUGGGAAAUUACUGUCCAAUGGGAAGCUCAUCCCCGACACCCUGUACGUCUGGAACAUACGUCGACAGCACGGGAAACUAUAAUGAGACAGAUUGUAUCAGCUGCACAGCUGGUCAGUACUGUGCCGGAAGUGGAAAUGUUCAGCCGGAUGGUAACUGUUCUGCUGGUUACUACUGUCCAGGUGGUCAGGAUAAUCCAACGCCGGUCGGAUACGAAUGCACACAAGGACAUUUCUGCAUUGAAGGAAGCAUUGCGCCAGCUAGAUGCCCGUCAGGAAAUUAUCAGGAUGAUACCGGCCAGUCAGACUGUAAAGGUUGUCCCGCUGGAUAUUUCUGUGACAACACUUUUGGUCCGGUUGUUCUUUACAAUGAUUCUGCCUGCCCAGCGGGAUAUUUUUGUUUGGAAAAUACCACCUUUUCUACGCAAUACCCAUGUCCAACUGGCACAUUCAGUAAUGUGACCAAUCUUGUUGCUUCAUCAGACUGUCAGGCAUGUUCCGGGGGAAUGUACUGUAGUCAGACCGGUCUGUCCGAACCUGAAGGUGAAUGUGAUGGAGGCUACUAUUGCACAACUGGUUCAAACAGCAAGACACCGUCAAUGGGAACUGAUGCAGACACUUGCACUGUUGGCAACUAUUGUCCAAAUGGCACAACAACCCCACUUCAAUGCCCACCUGGAACAUAUAACCCGUCUACCGGAAGACGGAGCGAAUCUGAAUGUCUGAACUGUACUGGAGGUUAUUACUGUGGUACCUAUGGCAUGUCUUCCGUGCCAUCUGGAAACAGAUGUACUGAAGGCUACUACUGUCCAGGAGGGGCCGACACUGCCACCUAUAUUGUGUGUCCAGAGGGACACUACUGUCCAACAGGUACACAGGAUCCAGAGAAAUGUCCAUCUGGAACAUUCUCCAAUGCCACAGGACUUACGUCAGAUGCGGGCUGUGAAGACUGUAUCGGAGGGUAUUACUGUCCAUCUGAUGGCCAGACUGCGGCUGUGGACCUUUGCUGGGGUGGAUACUACUGUGAAGUGGCACAGAAAGCGCCAAAUCCAACAGACUACAUCUGCCCUAAAGGAAUGCAGUGUCCAAAUGGCAGUUCAAACUACUUGGCAUGUGCAGCUGGUACCUAUACAAGUGCUACAGGAAUGUCGUCAUGUGACGUAUGCCCAGCUGGAUUCUACUGUUUGCCAGUGGUACCAGCAAAUGCUUCACUCAACGCCCAAGAUUGUCCAAAGGGAUAUUACUGUCCAGAAGGUACUGGCAUAGACUGGCAAGCUUGCCCAGCCGGAACAUAUGGUGCUUCAACCGGAUUGUUUAAUGAAUCACAAUGUACUCAAUGUGACGGAGGGAAAUACUGUGCAGCAACUGCUCUUUCGGCACCAUCUGGAGACUGCACUGCUGGUUAUUUCUGUACUGUGGGAGUGGAUACAGCGACACCUGAUGGCGCUACAAACACAGGAACGGGAGGAAUGUGUACUAAAGGACACUACUGCCCAACAGGUUCUUCUGCAGCUGUACCAUGCGCUGCAGGAACCUUCACCAAUCAGACGCAGCAAGCCACGUGUGAAACCUGCCCGGCAGGAUACUACUGUGUGGCUGCAUCUGAGGAGUACAUCAGCUCUCCGUGCCCAGCGGGUCAUUACUGUCUGGCUGGUACCCAGUAUUCUACUCAGUACAAGUGUGCAGAGGGUACCUACAAUUCACUGACUGGUUCUCAAUCCAACACAGACUGUACUAGCUGUCCCGGGGGCCAGUACUGUCAAGGGGAAGGUAACUCUGCUCCGACUGGCUACUGUUAUGCAGGCUGGUACUGUUCCGGCGGCUCGAAGAGUCCCAAUACAACAACACAUGGUGGGAAGUGUUCUCCUGGAUACUAUUGCCCAGCAAAUUCAUCAGAUCCCAUUCAAUGUGACCCUGGCAAAUAUUGCCAGACAGAAGGUCUGUCAGCACCAACAGGUGACUGCCUGGCUGGGUACUUCUGCACACUUCAGGCCAGCACCCAGACUCCCACCGAUGGUACUACCGGAGACAUCUGUCCUGCUGGAUAUUACUGUGAAACUGGUGCCGACACACCAACACCAUGCAGUCCUGGCACAUAUGUUGGGGGUCAAGGGAGCACGUUGCCAAGCGAUUGUCUAAACUGUACAGCUGGAGAGUUUUGCGGCAGUUACAAUCUCACAGCAACAGACGGUGAUUGUGAUGCUGGUUACUAUUGUCCACAAGGGGAGAUAACUUCUAACAGGUUACCGUGUUGGCAAGGGUAUUACUGCCCGCAAGGCAUCGAUGCACCGAUUAUCUGUCCGAACGGACAGUAUCAAGCGUUGACUGGCCGAUCCACGUGCGACACAUGCCCUGGCGGGUACUACUGUGAUAACAGCUAUGGAAUUGUGGAGAUAAACGAUACUAUACUCUGUCCCACAGGCUUUUAUUGUCCACCAGGAACACCAAGAGGGGACCUCUAUGCUUGUGAUGUUGGAACAUUCAACAACGUGACAGGAUUGAACGAUAGCACACAGUGCACUGCAUGUAUCGGCGGAUCUUAUUGUGAAACAAAUGGUCUCACAGUACCCACAGGGCUCUGUGAUGCUGGGUAUUACUGCAAGAUUGGGGCGCAGACUGCCACCCCGGCACAAGGAACUGAUGCCAAUAAGUGCCCACAAGGGUCAUUCUGUGUGGCUGGAACUGAAGAUCCCGUGCCGUGCCCAGCAGGUACUUACGGUGCAGCGACAAAACUGAAGGCGGAGUCAGAAUGCACACAGUGUACUGCAGGGUACUAUUGUACUACCCCUGGGCUUCUGGCAGUGGAGGGUCAGUGUGAGGAGGGAUAUUACUGUGAGCAGGGCUCAAACUCUUCCCAACAGUACAUCUGUCCUGAGGGUCAUUUCUGUCCCAUUGGCACAGACGUACCAGAUAGAUGUCCAGUGGGAACCUUCAGCCCUUAUACCAGUCUGAACGACACCAGUCAAUGCACGUCCUGUACCUCUGGGCAAUACUGUGAGACGGAGGGACUGAACGCCACAACCGGACCAUGCUCAGCUGGUUAUUACUGCCCAGGAGGUCAAAGUUCAGAUACACCUGCAGGCUAUGAGUGCACACUGUACCACUACUGCCCGCAGGGCUCGUCUGCACCCACUCCGUGCGCUAAUGGAACAUACAUGAACCACACUCAGGGCUCACAAUGUUAUAUAUGCCCAGCUGGAUGGUAUUGCGUAAAUGGCGAUGUUGUGGGUGAAUGUCCCAUGGGAUAUUACUGUCCCGAUCAAACUGAUUUCAACUGGCAGCAGUGUCCGCCUGGAACGUACAACAAUGAUACAGCGUUACAAGCAGAAGCUGACUGUAAAUCAUGUCCUGGUGGAAAAUACUGUGAUUCGUACGCUGCAAUUUUACCAGCUGGAGACUGUGAUGCCGGAUAUUUCUGUGGGUUUGGAGUCGAUCGUGCACAGCCUAUUGAUUGUAACAACACUGAUGUGAAUGGACUCUGCGUUACCCCAGGUGCACAGACAGGUAUAGGGGGUGUAUGUCCCCAGGGCUACUACUGCCCGGCAGGCUCUCCAGCUCCAGAGCCAUGCCCACUGGGUUACUAUAGCAAUUUGACUGGAAUGGACUCGUGCACACCUUGUCCAGCAGGUUAUUACUGUGAGCAAGACUAUUCAAACACUUCAAACUCGGCUACACCCGACUUCACCUCAUACCCAUGUCCAGCUGGUUACUACUGCCCCGCAGGCACGUAUUACAGCACUGACAACCCGUGCCCAGCUGGAACUUACUACAACCUCACGCUCGCUACAGAGGAGGCCGACUGUAUCUUCUGUCCACCUGGCUCAUUCUGUGACACUCCAGGCCGGGCAUACCCUACAGGAGAAUGUGAUUCUGGAUACUACUGCACCAAUGCCUCAACAACUGCUACACCGACUCUAGGAGCUAUGGGCGGACCCUGUGACCCAGGAUACUACUGCCCGCAGGGCUCUGCUGCUGCCGUUCAGUGUGACCCGGGCAUGUAUUGCCAGACCUCCAUGCUUGCCGCACCAACAGGAAAUUGUUCUGCAGGUUACUACUGUAUACUACAAGCAUCUGUCGCCACACCAACUGAUGGAACUACAGGAGAUAUCUGUCCAUUGGGUCACUACUGUCCAGAGGGUAGUUCAAGUACCAUAGCUUGUGAAACCGGAUAUUUCCUGAACGUGACCGGCUCUGAUGAUAUCAGCGAUUGCACUAUCUGUACCGGAGGAAUGUACUGUCCAGGAACCGGAAAUGCUGAACCGGCCGGGUCAUGUGACCCAGGCUACUUCUGUCCACCAGGACAAAACGUGUCAGCACCACCUGAUUACAAUUGUCCAGUUGGAUAUCGCUGUCCAGGAGGUAUGGACGCUGCAGUUCAGUGUUCAAGCGGGAAGUACCAGACUCUUGAGACACAGACAUCAUGUGAUACGUGUCCUGCAGGCUACUUCUGUGACAACACAGGUGACAUUGCUGUUGUCAAUGCAUCAACACUCUGCCCUGAAGGACACUAUUGUCCAAAUGGAACAAGAUUCAGCACGGAGUUUCCGUGUCCGGAAGGGACAUUUAACAACGUUACAGGCCUGGAACAAGAGAGUGACUGUGUCCUGUGUCUUGGAGGUUACGCUUGUCCUGUCACUGGUAUGACGCAGAUGGACAAUUCCUAUCUUUGUGAUGCUGGAUACUUCUGUCAGCAGGGAGCUAACUCCACCACACCUGAUCAAGGAACAGAUGCUAAUAUCUGUCCAGAAGGGUUUUACUGUCCACAAGGAACCACAGAUCCGAUACAUUGCCCCAAGGGAACAUACAGCAACCAGACUGGACUCGACGAUGUUUUACAGUGCCAGGACUGCCCAGCCGGAGACUUCUGCGAUAGUGUUUCCAUGACAACCACAGCUGGUCCUUGUACUGCUGGGUAUUAUUGUGAAAUAGGAUCAAAUCAGACAACAGAGUACAUCUGUCCUGCGGGAAGCUACUGCCCCGAGGGGUCUCCUGCCCCAACCCCAUGCCCCGCAGGUACCUACAGUAACACCCAGGGAAUGACAAACUCCUCAUCAUGUACACUGUGUGACCCAGGAAAAUACUGUAAUGAUACAGGUUUGACUAGCCCAGUAGAUGACUGUGACCCAGGUUUUUACUGUCCAGAAGGAUCUUCUGUACCAAAUCCAAAUGCCACAGUCUGUCCUAUUGGAUUGCAUUGUCCCAUUGGUACCGGAACACCGGUUCCCUGUGUAUCUGGAACAUACACUAACCUUACACAGCAAGAUGCAUGCAUAACAUGUCCAGAGGGUUUCUACUGUGUGCCUUCAGAAGUCAUUGUUGGUGAUCCACAGUCAGGAUACUCACUUUGCCCAGCUGGAUUUUAUUGCCCAGCAGGCACUGGAAUGAACUGGACCGCUUGCCCGCUUGGAACAUUCUCAAAUGUUGAGGGUCUAAAAAUGGACUCAGAGUGUCAGCAGUGUACAGGAGGAAUGUACUGUGACAGAACAAACCUGACGUCACCCGUCGGAAAUUGUGAUCCUGGAUUUUUCUGUACCACUGGUGUGGAUACGCCACAGCCUGAUGGCUCAACAAACUUGGGAACUGGUGGAAUUUGCCCGCCUGGGUCAAAGUGUCCAGCGGGAACAGAUAUUCCUGAAGAUUGUCCGGCAGGAACAUAUCAGGAUCUUGUAAAUCAGGCAGACUGUACAACAUGCCCUGCUGGCUACUACUGUCUGGCAGCCAGUACCAACUAUACGGACACACCCUGCCCCACCGGACACUACUGUCCCAAUGGUACAGAGUAUGAUAUCCAGUACAAAUGUCCACAGGGAACAUUCAACAACCUUACAGGUCAGCAGGAUGUAGGAGCUUGCAUGGAUUGCUCACCAGGGCAUUACUGUGGAUCUCAAGGACUUUCCGAAACGACCGGAAUCUGUGACCCAGGCUGGUAUUGUGAACUGGGCUCGUACCUGGCACAGCCUACCAGUCCUGAAGGUGGAAAAUGUCUGGCUGGCACAUAUUGCCCGGCAGGAAGUUCAUCCCCAACCGGAUGUGACCCAGGAUCAUACUGUGGCUCUGACAUGCUUGAUGCAGUAACAGGAAAUUGUAGUGCCGGCUAUUACUGUAGCGGAAAUUCCACAACGGCAACUCCUUCCGGAACUGGAGGUGACAGUUGCCCGGUAGGUCACUUUUGUGUUUCUGGAAGCUCAGCUCCCACACCAUGUGACCCUGGUACCUUCCUUCCCAGCACAAAUGCACAGAAUCAGUCAUACUGCCUCGACUGUACAGCAGGAAAAUACUGUAGCCAGUCUGGAUUGUCUGCUAUUGAAGGAGACUGUACUGCAGGUUACUAUUGCCCGGCUGGACAAAUUACAAGUACGCCAAGUAGUUAUGAAUGUCCGGCUGGAUACAAAUGUCCCGCAGCAGCAAGCACGUACACAAUAUGUCCGUCAGGCACAUACCAGGAUGAGACAGGUCAAUCAACGUGCAAGACCUGCAUGCAGGGAUACUAUUGCGAUAACUCAGCUGGACCCAUCACCAACUAUACCACAGCAGUUUGUCCAACUGGUCAUUAUUGUCCUAACGGAACACAGACAGCAUAUGCCAACCCAUGUCCAGCUGGUACAUUUAGCGGAAACACCGGUCUGACCGACGCCUCCGAAUGUGACCCUUGCACAGGUGGAUACUAUUGUACACAAGGCACGACCACUCCCACCUUGUUGUGUAGUGCUGGAUAUUACUGCCGAAACAGUUCCCAGACGGCAGCACCUAUGCAAGGAGCAGAAGCAUAUGAAUGUCCAGUAGGCCACUAUUGUCCGGAACAGACCACCGAACCUGUUAAGUGCCCCAUCAGAACUUUCUCAAAUGCAGUACGAUUGAUGAAUGAGUCAGACUGCACUCCAUGCACUCAAGGAUGGUACUGUGAUGCUCAGGGUCUCACGGCCCCUGUUGGUCUCUGCGCACCUGGUUUCUAUUGCGAGACGGGCUCGGACAAUGACUCGCCAGUGGAAUGCCCUGCAGGAAAAUAUUGUCCAGAAGGUACACAUACCCCAACAAGAUGUCCAACAGGAACAUUCUCAAAUGCGACACGUCUUGACCAUGCUGAUAAUUGUACGGACUGUACCGCAGGUUUCUACUGUACAACAACAGGUCUUACUGAGCCACAAGGCAACUGCACACAAGGCUACUACUGUGUCACAGGUUCAGUUGUAGCUAACCCAACAAAAUGUCCAAUAGCAUAUCACUGCCCUGAAGGUAGUCCCUCACCACAGGAAUGCCCUGCGGGUAGCUAUACAACACAGAAAACACAAUGGGAAUGCGAGGCUUGUCCACAAGGAUAUUACUGUAUAUAUGACUCGGCAGUUCAAGGAAGUAUUGCAUCAGUUAAGUUUGACUGUCCACGUGGUUACUACUGUCCACAGGGAACAGGGUAUGACUGGCAGCCAUGUCCAGCUGGAACGUUUGGAACACAGUUAAAUUAUUAUCAGGAAUCUCAAUGUACAGACUGUAGUGCCGGAAAGUAUUGUGACACAGAAGGAGCCACCGCCGUCACUGCACCUUGCAGUCCUGGUUACUGGUGUCAGUCUGGUGUCGACCGACCGAAUCCGGAUAAUGAUGCUUCUAAUACCACUUACAAUGCUACGUGUGGUCUUGGUGGACAUACAGGGUAUGGAAGUAUAUGUCCUGUUGGUUCAUAUUGUCCCGAGGGCUCGGACUUACCAAUCAACUGUGCAGCGGGCACAUACCAGGACCUGGAGGGUCAGAGCUAUUGUAAAGGCUGUCCAGAAGGUUUCUACUGCCCAGCAAACACAUCAGAUUACACCAUCAACCCUUGUCCAAGCGGUCACUACUGUCCAGAGAAUACUACUUCAGCCUACGAAUAUCCAUGCUCUAUCGGAACCUUCAACCCGAAUACCGAGCAGACAAACUCCAGCUCCUGCGUUCUGUGUACUGGCGGGAAGUACUGCAGUGGAACUGGGUUAUCUGCCCCAAGCGGCAACUGCAGUGGAGGUUGGUACUGUAUCGAGGGAGCUGUGCAGUCCAAGCCAACAUUGAAUACUCAGGGAGGUAAAUGUUUGAAUAGAUACUACUGUCCUGAGGGUAGUGAUGGACCAACAAUAUGUGAUGGUGGGAAGUACUGUUUGACGGAGAGAUUGGAUACACCAAGUGGUGAUUGUGAUGCUGGUUACUGGUGUAAUAAUGGAAGUAAUUGGAAUCAGCCCUACGAUGGCGUGACAGGAGACAAAUGCCCGUAUGGCCAUUAUUGCCCCCAGGGUAGCGCAGGAGGAAUACCGUGCCCAAUUGGGUACUUCCUGAAUGCUCAAGGAAGCACUGCCCUUUCCAGCUGUACCAUCUGCACCCCAGGGAAGUACUGUGAGACUGAAGGAACCCAGUUGGAGACUGGCGACUGUGCGCCGGGUUAUUACUGCCCAGCCGGUCAGUCCACAUCAACACCUGCAAACUAUAGCUGUCCAGAAGGAUCUUAUUGUGUAGGAGGCCAGUCCGCACCUGUUGAUUGCCCAAGUGGACAGUAUCAGGACCUGCCGAUCCAGUCCUCAUGUAACACAUGCCCAGCAGGUUACUACUGUGACUCUGGUAUAGCGGGUGGUGUCUCGAACUAUACCCAGUAUAUAUGUCCUGAGGGAAGCUACUGUCCGGAUGGGACUACACAUGCUGACCAGCACACGUGUCCUCUUGGAACAUUCAACAAUGUUACAGGUUUAACACAUUCUGAUAACUGUACAUUAUGUGUCGGAGGGAUGGCAUGUGACGAGGUUGGCCUCACCUAUCCAAAGAGACAAUGCUCGGCUGGCUACUUCUGUAUCUCCGGAGCUGAGUCUAUGACCCCUACCCAGGGAGCAGGUGCUGAUGUCUGCCCAACAGGUUCCUACUGUCCACAGGGAACAGCAGAUCCAGUACCAUGCCCGGAAGGAUCCUACAAUCCUUCAACAGGACUUCAGACGGAGAACCAAUGUCUCAAUUGUACAGGAGGAAGUUAUUGUAAUGAUACAGGCCUGAGUGCAGUAGUUGGACCAUGUUUCGCUGGUUUCUCUUGCCCCGCUGGAAGCUUAACAGCUACAGAGGUGCAAUGUACUGUGGGUAACUACUGUCCCGUGGGUACUGAAUAUCCUGUACCUUGUCCGAACGGAACAUUCUCCGACAAUAUCGGAAAUGCCGCCCAGUCUGACUGUUCACAGUGUAACCCUGGGUACUUCUGUAAUGGAGAAGGACUAACAAAUGUGACAGGACUUUGUAAAGAAGGUUAUUAUUGUCCAAGUGGAAGCAGUGUUGAGACGGAGGUUAUUUGUCCCAUAGGAAAAUACUGCCCGACAGGAAGUGCUGCCCCAGCGGACUGUCCUCCAGGCUUCUAUACAGCAUCUGAGGGAGAAUUUACCUGUGCAGAAUGUCCUGAAGGUUAUUACUGUGUGGCAGCCAAUGUUGUAGCGGGUGAUAUAAGUUCUGUAACAACAGCCUGCCCCCAGGGCUACUAUUGCCCCAACGGCACCGGGUACGACUGGCAGCCAUGUCCUGCUGGAACAUACAACGAUGUUACCGGACUGACGAAAGAGGAUGAAUGUACAGCGUGUACCGGAGGAUACUACUGCUUGGUGUCAAAUCUUACAGGACCUUCUGGUCCCUGUGGUGCUGGACAUUACUGUGUUUCCGGAGUGGACAAAGCCAACCCAACCAUGCUUGACAGUAACCAGUGUCCCAAUGGCACUGUUCAUCCAAUCAUUGGUGAUGUUUGUCCAGUAGGACAUUAUUGUCCUGAAGGUACAGACAAUCCGAUUGGCUGCCCGGCUGGUAGCUAUCAGGAUUUGACCAAUCAGGACCAUUGUAAGGCAUGUCCAGCUGGCAAGUACUGUCCCGCAAACACCACAGAUCCUUCAGUCAAUGACUGCCCAAGUGGACACUUUUGUCUGGAAAAUACAACCCAUGCCAAUGAAUACCCAUGUCCACCACAGACCUUCAACAAUCUGACCGGCGGUCAGUCUCUGGCAGAUUGUGAGUGGUGUUUGCCAGGAAAAUACUGCUCAGGAAAUGGCAGUGUCUGGCCAACCGGAGACUGUGCCCCAGGCUACUACUGUACCAAUGGAUCAGAUACAGCAACCCCUACUCUGCAAGGAGGACGAUGUGAUCCUGGUACGUUCUGCCCAGCAGGUGCCAGUUACAAAUACAACUGCACCCUGGGAAUGUACUGUAGUCAGUCCGAACUUGCAGCUCCAGACGGUUUCUGUGAUGAGGGAUAUUACUGUCCAGGUGGGGCAAUCAGUCCACAGGAAGAAGACUGUCCCGUCGGACACUUCUGCCCGAACGGAACUGGUCUUCCACAACCAUGCAGGAAUGGCACGUAUGCUCCGACUACAAAUCUGAAAGAAGAGGCUGAAUGCACACCGUGUGAUGGUGGAUUCUAUUGUAAUGGAACUGGACUGUCGGCUGUCAGUGGACAGUGCGAUGCUGGUUUCUAUUGCCCAGAAGGACAAACCCAGCCGAACCCCUACACUUACAGGUGUACCCCAGGCUAUUUCUGCCUGGCUAAUAGUGCCAAUGAAGUUAUUUGUCCCAGUGGCCAGUACCAGAACGAGUACCAGCAAGAUGCAUGUAAAGCUUGCCCAGCAGGUUAUUUCUGUGAUAAUGCUUUUGGCGCAAUAGGCAACUUGAGUAAUUAUGAAUGCCCGACAGGAUACUACUGUCCAGGGUCAGUGGUUCGAUCCAAUGAGUACCCAUGCCCAGCAGGAACCUAUAACAACGUGACUAUGCUGAAUGACCCGUCACAGUGCCAGCCAUGUUUGCCAGGAUAUUAUUGCCAGAAUGCAGGACUGUCUGAAUCAGAAGGAUUGUGUUAUCCAGGGUACUAUUGCAAUGGUAGUACGAUCGAGCCAAAUCCAAGUUAUGCUGUCUGUCCGAUCGGCAACUACUGUCCUGAGGGCAGCUACGAGCCAACCCCUUGUCCGUCAGGUACCAUAGCAACAGGAACUGGUAACUCUAACCUCACAGACUGUGAACCUUGUAAACCAGGAAACUACUGUACUGCUGUCAGCUCCCAGAAUGGGGUGACAUUGAGUUACAGUUUACCUUGUAACGCUGGUUACAUCUGUUUGACUGGAUCCGAUGUCGCAAAUCCGACUGACAACCGUAUCGGAUAUAUCUGUCCCGCUGGAUAUUAUUGUUUAGAAGGAGCCGUUUUGGAGACAGCAUGUCCUAGAGGCCAUUAUCAACCCCAGACGGGAGAAGGCUCCUGCAGGGAAUGUGAGGCGGGAACGUCGUGUCCGGACCUUGCUAUGAACCAGACGUUGCCGUGUCCAGCUGGUUACUACUGUCUGAAUGGAACUGUAGAUAAUGGCGAACCUUGUCCAACAGGAACAUACAAUCCGAAUGAGGCGGUAUCUGCAUCUGACGAAUGCCUGCCAUGUUUGCCUGGUAUGUACUGCGAUGUGCCCGGACUCUCCGCACCAGCCGGAAACUGUACUGCCGGUUAUCUGUGUCUCGGAAAUGCUACAACGCCGACACCAGAUGAUGGAACUAAUGGACCGUGUCCAAUUGCUCACUACUGUGAUGAAGGAACCACUGCAGCAGUGCCCUGCCCCCUCGGAACGAUGAGGAAUGAAACUCUUGGUGCAGGACUUUUUGACUGUUACCCAUGUACUGGUGGAAAAUACUGUGAUUCUCUAGCAUCCACUGGUCCUGCAGGCAUCUGUGAUGAAAGAUACUAUUGUCCAUCAUCAGUCGAUAUCGACAACUCCCAGCCAACAGCUUAUAUUUGUCCCACGGGAUUUUACUGUCCGGCAGAAAGUGCUGACCCCAUAGGAUGUACUCCUGGAACGUACCAGCCCAGUCAAGGAGAAAUUACCUGUUUGACUUGUCCAAAGGGAUAUUAUUGUCCACAGAAUACAAGCAUACCAGUAGACUGCCCAGCCUACUCAUACUGUCCAGAUGGAUCGGCAUCGCCAGUUCUUUGUCCUAAUGGAACAUAUACAGCUGAUACAAAACUAAACAAUGAAAAACCAGAAGAUUGUGCUGACUGCGUCGCAGGUAGUUACUGUACUGGAGGUAAUAUCUCUGGUCCAUGCUCGGCUGGUUUCAUAUGCUACGUUGGUAUGGGUGUACCGGACCCUGAUAGUUCAAACAUGCCGAAUGGUGGACCCUGUCCAUAUGGUUACUACUGCACAGAAGGAAUAACCACACCUCAGGUUUGCCCAGCAAACUCCUUCAUCAGUAAAACAGGAGCUGUAUCACAAGCUGAAUGUCAGCCCUGUCCUGGCGGCAGUAUUUGCGUGGAAAAUUCGACUGUGGCUGAACCUUGCUGGGCAGGAUGGUUCUGCAGGGUGAAUGAAGAUCCAGAAAUGUGUCCAAACGGAACGUACAAUGACCAGACAGGAAUGAGUGACUCUAGUGCGUGUCUCCCAUGUCCAGCCGGAUAUUUCUGUGACACUCCAGCACUCUCAAACUACACGGUCAACCCAUGUCCUCUCGGCUACUUCUGUCCAAAUGCAACAAUAGUUCCGGAAUCUUGUCCAGCUGGUACAUACAGGGACAUACUUGCUGCGGAGAGUGAGCCAGAUUGUUUCCCGUGUCCCGCCGGGUCUUAUUGUCCUGAUAUGAACAUGACAUUCUCUGGUUACCCAUGCGUAGAUGGUCAGUACUGCCCAGAAGGUGCCUCUAUCAUCAGAGAAUGUAAAGCAGGUUACUACUGUAACAAUUCGGAGACUCAGAUUUCAUGUCCGCCAGCGUACUACUGCCCAGAAAAUUCUACCGAGCCAACGAGCUGUCCAUCAGGCAGUUACUGCACGGGCAACUACUUCGACACAUGCAACUGUACAGAUGCAGGUGCUAUUGAACCUACAAUGUGUCCACCUGGAUAUGGGGAAAUGAUUGGUGCCCUACAUACAACACUAGAUGAUACAUGUGCACCUUGUAUAGCUGGGACUUAUAGUAAUUCUGACGGAAGUGGGUGUACUUCAUGUCGUGCAGGAGUUGUCUGCCUUGACAUGGCUACGACUGAUACCCCAGUAGCGAACAGCAGCGAUCUUGCAGAUAUAUUUGGACCAAAUGGCACCCAGGCAUACUUAUGCCCUAUAGGGUAUUACUGCCCUGAGAAUUCAGGCACACCAACACCAUGUCCAACUGGUACAUACAACGAUUUAGAAGAAGGGAUGUCUAUUGCUGAUUGCUUACCAUGUGCGGUUGACCACUUUAAUCAUAAGACAGGACAGGAUGGGUGUCUUACCUGUGGAGGGGAAGCGCAGCAACCAAAUACAGGACAGCCCACUUGCCAGUGUACUGGAGGUGGGAAAGAUUUCCAGGAAAGUGAUCGUCGUUGUGUAUGCUCUGCUGGUUAUAAGGAGAUAUAUGGGUCUGAUGACUGUGAGAAAGAAGUAUACCCCUUGUGUAAAGAUGGCAGAUGGCGCUUUCAGGACGGCUCUUGUAAAACAACUGCAGAAUUUGAGGCUCAUUGCAGGGAUAAUGAGUGUGACACUGGUUUAUACCAGGGUUACAUUGAACAGAAGGGUGUGUGUUUAUGUGAUGCAGAUGACCUUUCAUCAAUCUGCGACCUUGAGUGCCGUAUUGCAAAUCAGCAGUUAUUAACAUUUGUUUGUGCGUCAGCACCACUGGAGGCAUAUCUGCAAAUUGAAGAUUCGGAUGGAAAUGUAAUUGCGCAGUUUGUCGAGUCAAGUUUGACUGCCAUUAUCAACUCCGUAAAUGCUUUCACCUCUGAUCAGUGUGACACAUUAGACGACUCAUCAAAACCAGUUUAUUUCGCAAUAAUGGAUAACACAACUGAUGGAUUUCUUGGUGUGUACGAGCCUGACCCUAUAGCUCUUCAGACCCUUCUGCUGUCUAACAUCAAAGACAAUAUCACUUCAAAUGCCACUCAAGAUAGUACAAACACGUAUACUCGUCGUCGUCUCCUAGCAACAAGUGUAUAUGAUGGUUCAACUUUCUCCGGAAUCAAAAAUCCUAUUGUGUGUCUGGAAAAUGGGGCAUUUAUGCUGUGGGCAGUGGAUAACAACAAUUACCCAAUAUAUGACAGAAACAAUUUGUUCAAUACCAACUCCCAGUUUGACUAUGGUGGGUUCAGGACCCUGGCUGAGGCUCAGGCAUUGGUUUCAACAUCAACAACACUUUUCUCUUACCAGUUUAACGAUGCUGGAACAUAUGUGUUCUAUUCCAGUGCUAAUCAGUACAAAAAAAUGUAUGUGAGUGUGAUGCAAGUGGGAGCAAAAUGUGCCACAACCGGACCUUUCUUCCCAGUGACCACGGCAAACCUUGUCUCAAACGGUAUAGGAUUUAACCAGGACAUCCUGCAGUCUCCUGAUUGGCCGGUUAUUUUUGCUCUCCUUGGGGCAGGGCUAAUUAUAAUAAUCCUCAUGAUCAUUGCGCUGGUACUGUUUAGGAAGUACGGCUGGAACAAGAGCAUGUACCUGUUCCCAUUCUAUCGUGAGAAAACAUCCAAAUACGACUUUGACAACUAUGCUAGUAAAGGAUCUACUGUGUACUCUGUGAGGAAAUACCACAGAAAUAUGGCUGUUAUGCAGGAUGAGAAUGCAUUCCAACCACUACCUAUUGAACAAGGUCCUGUUGGUGAAAGCACAGAAGACGAGUUCUGGGACUACAGCAGACAGGUUGAUCUUGAGGGUUUCAGCUCUGGCAGAGUUUAUGACACACUGGCAAGACAAUCUAGAAACAUUACACAAACACUGGGAAAACAGAAGGAAGAGGUGAAGCACAUGUUCCAGAAUGUUGCUGGGCAGACUGACUCUCUAAAGGGUAUGUGGACUGCUAAGAUGAACAUGAAGGGUACUCCUCUCUUAGCCACUGAGACAGACAUUGCUGAUUACGACCGUAAAUUGCAUUUCUUGGAGGAAGAACUUGAAAGACGCAGGGAGGUUGGAAAUAGAUUCGAAGCCAUUCUGAAGAGGCAGGAAGAUUUGGCAGAAGAUGAUGAGAAACAUAGAGAAGCCCAUCAGGUGAGCUACCAGGCGUCUCUACGUGAAGCCCUACGAACCCUUAAAGAUCACACAGAAAAAAUGCAACGAGGUCAGAUUGUUGAUGCUACUGGACAUUUUGACGGACAAGCUCAUCGUGCCAUGGCAACAAGAGUUUCUGCUCUGUGUGAAAAAAUGGCUGGAGAUAUAACCGAAGAAAGUGCCAGACUUGGGUGCUGGGGUGUUCUUCAUCAGGGCACAGGUGCUCAGCUUCUCGAUGGAAGUAACCCAAUGUCAAAACAGGACAUAUUUGGCAAAUCAUCAAGUGUUGUUACGACAGACAAGGCUACUGGUCUCCUGAAAGCUAAGGCUGGUUCCAGCAUGUUACUAGCAGACGGCAGCACUCAACAAGUUCCAGAAAACAACUUCCUCCAUCCACAAACUGGACACGUUCUACCAGUACAAGGAAAUGUGGCCUUUGACCCCAUCAAAUCACGACUGGUCUUUGUUGUUGACUCAGCAACAGCCGAAGCACCACACACAGAUGCACAGUAUAUUCCGUUUGUUCCCUACCCAACAAGAAAUGGUCACCCAAUCAAGACAAAACUCAAGCCCAUGCAGCAUGCUAGUGACUUAAGAUACGGAGCUCCGAUGUCCGAUCCCGAGACAAGCCUACAUGUGCCUAUUUUGGCUGUUACUCUACACCCGGAAACACAGGCCGUUCUACCAGUUGGUGGUACCCAUGUUGACAUUGUGACAGGCCUGCAAACACCAAUAGAAAUUGGCUCACUCAUGGUUGAUCCAAACUCUGGGACACCAGUACCUGUCUUGUCUGUUACUCUGGACUUGGAAUCAGGUGAAGUUGUGCCAGUAGGAGGAAUAAAUCUAGACAAUACACCAAUAUUACCAGGAGAAACAUUUGUGGAGCCGCUCAGCAGUAAACUUGUACGUGUACAUGGUGGUCAUCUGACAGUAACACAUGUUGAACCAUCAGCUGGAGGAUAUCAAGCACUGCUCAACUCGAACGUGUUAGCAUGUGAAACUCGUGCUAACGAUGCUGUGAAAGCAUACUUGGAAACACUGGGUGCUUGCACUAGCAGCAAUGUGCAUGUGCAUCUUGAAGAAGCCAAUCUUGAAAGAGCAGUGAAGGAACUUGAACAUGCAAGAGAGAUGAUGAAGGUUCAUCUACUACGUUCACAGCAGGAUAUCAAGAGAAGACAAGAGAGGGCAACUAUCCUAGCAACCACUGGUGGAUCUCCAGGAAUGUAUGAACUUAACAAAACUGGACAAAUGCUACCAAUUCUGGUGGGAACAACAAUGCCAGACAGGGCAGGCUCUGGAAUGGAAGUUCCAAUACUUGGUGCUGAGAGACAUAGGCAGACUGGCAAGACUAUACCUCUAGGUGGAACAAUGGAGGACCCAGAAGGGGCAGGCCUUGUACCAAUCAAUAUUGGAAAGAAAGCAAUUGAUGCCAUAUCUGGUGAACUCAGUCCAGUAAUUGGUGUGAGACUGAAUCCAGAGAAUGAUACUGUUGUACCUGUGACCUUGUCCUCUGGUGGUCAUCGUAAACCGACAGCUCCUGCAGGCGCUCUAGCAAUGCUAGAGGAAGAAAUUGUAACCAGACGCCAUUACUGGAAAUCUCAACGCAAGAAGGAAGAAGAACUGACAAGAGGCGAACACAAACUGGCUGUCAUGCUGCUGCAGGACGUAGAUAGUGUUACUGUUCAAUCUAUUUCCAAAGCAUUGGAAGACAUUGAUAUGGGAGCUAACCAACUUCAGGAAUCAAGCAAAGCUGAAGUACAAAGGCGUGGUGCUGCUCACCAUGAAUACAGUAAUAGCUUGCCACCAGAGGUGGUUGCUGUGCUGACUGAUUGCGAUGCCCGCGAAUGUGAGAUGGAGGAAGCUCACGUAGCAACACAUGUCAAGUUUGCUGAUGCAGUUCGAAAAUUCUUUAAUAAACUUCAACAGGAAGAAAAGAAGUUUAAGGAAAAGAUGGAACAGAUACAAGGUUCUGGAAAUACUGAUGGGGAAAACGUUCAACUUCAGCGCUACCGUCAAAGCAAAAACCGUCUGCUAGCAGAGCUCAAGGGUCAGAUUGUAACCCAUGUAGAACAUCUUGACCAAGCACAUUCGGCCGUUGAAUAUGCGAGACAGAGAUCAGAACUUUGUUGCCAAGAAGCUAAAGUUGUUCUUACCCAUAGUGCAUUGCUUGCUGGAGAUUAUGAUUGUCAGCUUAGUGGAGUUUAUGGUGAUGCUAGCAGUUCAGAAAAGGAGAAAGAUUCAGAGUUAGUUCCUUUGAUAAAACAAUUGAUUGCUAUGCUUGAAUCAGGAGGCCCAUUCUACCUUUCAACGGAAUUGUUGAAUUUGAUCAAGAACGCUGCUGGCGGCGGAAAUGUUCACAAUGUCAAUAACUUCAAUAUUGAAAACCAGGAUGAGCAAAAGGCUUCAUUUGGUACAACAACUGGGGUGACAAAUGACAAAGAUAAGAAACGUGCAAAGGAUACUGCUGGAAAAGACUCUAAGAAAGGAAAAGCAACUCUUGUCAAAGCAUCAAAGGAAAAGAAAGACAGUAAAUCUAAAAAUGAAAGUGCAGCAUCUGUAGCAGAUCCUGGUGCAGCAUGGAAAGACUUGUUAAGAAAACUGUUUGAAAAACAAGCAUAUGAGGCAGCCAAGCUUGAAAAUGAUCUUAAAUCAGAUGAAAUGAAUUCUAUGCAAGAUACGCUUGAGGAGUUUGAAAAGAAGAAACGUAACAUGAUGUAUGAAGCAAAGGAAGAUCUGCGUCAGAAACUUGAAAAAGUGCAAAGUGAGAAAGAGCGUGAUAGAAUUAUGGCUGAUUAUGCAAUGAAUCUGCAAAAGGUUAAUGAUGCUUUUGACAAACAAAAACAGAUGCAGCUGGAAGGUCUAAGGAAGAAGCUGCUGGAAAAUAGAAGAAGUCGAAGAAAGGAAUUGUACCGCAAACACUGUGCAGAGGCUGAAGGACAGGGAGUUGGAAUCGAGUCGGUGCCAGAUGUUCAAAUGCCAAGUUACGAUGAAUUGAUGCGAGACCUUCUGCGACUUCAGGAGAAUCAAGAGAGAUCUUUAGCGGAAAUCCAAUUUGAAGGUGAAAAUGCUAGAGAUGAAGUUCAGGUACCUGAAAUUGAUCAUGAAUUUGAAAGGAAGAUUAAGAGUCUAGAUGUUGAUGAUGAAGUUAAAAAAGAAAUGAUUCGCCAGGCACGGGAACGUAACCUAUCAUUGCAAGAUCAAAUAGAGAAAAUGAAGGCUGCUUUGCGAAAUAGAAAGGACAGGAAGAAACCAGUGAAGUUAAUGGAUGAAGAACGAAAUGGCAUGUCUGCAGAAGAGCAACAGAGGCUGAUAGACGCAAGAGAAAUUCAGAGUGAGGCUGACAGAGAACGUGAAGACAAGGCACUACUGGAGGCCAGAAGACUUCUCGAGAAGGAGCAACAGAGACUGGCACAGGAACAAGCACUGCGUGAUGCCAUGCGCAACAAGAGUGAGGAGGAGAAAGAUAAGAUCCUUGCAGAGUUCCAGGCUGAGAUGGACAAGCUGAUGAAUCGUCAAGAUGAGACGAGACAGGCACAGAAAGACAAGAUUGUUGGUAAACUAGCAGCUAGAAAACGUGUCCGAGAGGAACAUGAAAAAGAGCAAGCUGUUGCUAGAGAACUUGACAGAAUCACAAAGAGACAUGUUGCCCAGGGUGACAGCGAUGCAGCAGACGUCAUCAUGGACAUUAACGAAAAGGUUAAUGGCGAUGAACUUACACCCGAACAGCAAAAGUUACUUGAAAAACAGACCCAGGAAGCUGAGAAUUUGGAAGGAAGACAGCUUGAUGAACAAAGAGAGAUGAAUCUGCAUCUGAACGAAGAAAUGGCAACAGAGGAAAUGGCAAUAGAAACGCAGAUACAGCAGCAGAAGAGAUUGGCUGUCGCAGAACAUAAAAACAAGUUUGAUCGUGACAUGUUACUUAAUAGGCAGAAUAUGUCUGAGGAUGAAUAUAAACGUCUUCUGGCGGAACAUCAACGUGAAAUGGCAUCUCUUACCGCUAAUCUUGAUCAGGAGAAAGACAGACAGAAGAGAGCUAUUAAAGACAGGAUUCUUGAAAGACGUAAGAAACGGGAUGCCCAGCUAGAGGAGAAACACCGCCUGGAGAUGGAAGAGGAAAUGACCAGACAGCAACAGGAGCGUGACAAGCUCAAUGAUGAAAUCGCUCGUAAGGUGGAAGAUAGCGAACUGAAAAAGAACGUCCAGAAUUUUAGACGCUACAAAGUUAGAAAACUUCUGCAGGGUAUUAAUGGUGAGAAAGCAGAGAAUCUGAUCUACACAGUGUUACGACAACGCCAUCUGAAGGAAGCUAUACAUUUAGAGGAUCAGUUAGCUCGAGAGAUGGCCGCAGCGAAGAGACGUGCUAAAGCUGAAGUAGAACAGAGUCGGCAGAAAGAGAGGGAAAUGUUGUUGCAAGCUUUUGAACAGGAAAUGAUGGAUCUCGUUGCUAACUCUAAGGGCAUGAGUGAUGAAGAGCUAGCUGCCAGAAAACAAGACCUUAAGAGAGAUCAGAAGAAACAACGUCGUGACUUCGACAAACUUACACAGCAGUUGGUCGAACAAGCAGAAAAGGAUAUCACACCAAAGAUGGAGACUACGCAGACACACCAGAGACUGGAACUAAAGGAGAAACAACUACAAGAACUUUCAGAUGCUAUGCAAACAUAUAAUCCUAAAGAUGAAAUAAAGAAGAAAUAUGCAGAGGAGGCUCGUUUAGCUGCACUAGAAGCAAAGAGAUUCAGAGAUGAGGUUCUACGUAGAAUGCAAGAUGAGUUUGAAAAGAGAAAGAGAGAAGAGGAAGAACGAGAAGCGGAAAAGAAAAGAAAAAUGGAGGAACAUUAUAAGAGAUUACAACAAGAACUGGAGGAUGAGCAAAGACUGGAAGAACAGAGAUUGAGAGAACGUGAAGAGGAGAAGAACAGACUUCGACAGAAACAGCUCGAGGAAAGAAAGAGGAAUGAAGAGGAACAGAUCAGAAAAUCCAACCUCAGCGAAAGUGAAAAACAAAGGUUGCUGCAAGAACAUGAAGAAAACAUGAGGAAAUUGCAAGAAAACUUCCAGGAAGAGCUGGAUAGAUCAAAGUCAUCGUUAGCAGCAAAACUCGAAGCAAGAAAGAAAAAACGACAUGGUGCUGAAUAUGCAAAACUUUCCAAACAGAUGUUGAUGGAGGAGAAUGCUCUGCAGAGAAAGAACUUGGAAAACAAACAAAACGAGAGUCUUUUAACAGGCGCUAACUCUGCAAACAAGACAGAAACGUCUGAUGUUUUAAUUGGCAACUUGCCAGCUGGAGCAACUAGACCGGACAGUAGACAACCAUCAGCUGGUUCUGGUACAUCAGGUCUUGGUGUUACCUUGACUGGAAAUCAGGAACAAGAUUGGGUUAAUAUGUUAAUGGCGUCACCGUUGUUCAAGCAGAUCAACGACCUUGAACAUAUGCUAGAAAAGACAGAUACAUCUGACGAAAUGCUUCGGCCACAUAUCAAAGGGGCUGAUUACAGUAGAGCAUAUAUUGAUAUUAAGGACGCCCAAUGGACAUGCAAAGGUGACCUUGUUCCGGUUGAUAUUAACCAGAUCUCAUCUAGUCAGUUUGUUGUUUACCGGUUUGGUGUAUUUGUGAUUAAAUUACUGCAUCAACAGAUAGGAACACCUGAAGUGACUCUACUGUUAGCCUCUAACUUGCCUCCAAACAACUAUGAACGUAAUGCAUUUAGGAACUCUGUGUUUUAUGAGCAUGCUAGGAAUAUUCUGUUUGUGCGUAAAGAGAGAAUUGACUCUAUUGGUGAAUUUGUUGUGCUCAUUUUACAUUCAAUGUCUCACAUCAAAUGUGGACAGAUGACAGAUGAUGGAAACUCACAGUUCUUGCGACAAUUUUACAAGUGCCUCAAGGUCGUGUGCCAAGACAUGUUCUUCUCAAGGUCACAGAACACAGCUACUGCACAAUCUCUGAUUGGUCAACCAGCAACAAAUAGCAGACCAGCUCUUGAACAAGCACUUGCUCCACUUGCCAAGAAAACCGAUGAGAAAACGAAUGUGAUUGGUGAAUUAGUAGACAUGAAAGUAGAAGGGCCAACCAGAGAAGAAUUCUCUCCUCAGCGUAUGAACCAGAGAAUGUACGGGUACGAAAAUAGGUCAGGCACAGCGAGAUUACGUCAGUACUUAGCGUCAAAGGGAGGUUACCUAGCAACUUCAGACUUCCUGGCCAAUCGUAUGGCAGAAUUGAGAGGUACAGGACCCGUCAGAGUUUCGCGUUCUAGUCAACAAAGGAGACCACCUCCGCCAAUAUCCACACAGAGAGAUGUUGUGGAUUCACAAUUAGUAGAUCUCCAAUCUAAAAAUGACUCUUUGAAUGAAGAAUUAUCUGACGUACUCAGAAUGGAGGCGGGAUUACGGGAAGGUAUCAGACAUAUGGAAAGGGAUCCCUCACAAAGGGAACACGCACAAAGCGCACAAGAACAGUUAGAAACCACAUUGUUAAGAAAGAAUGACUUGCUUAAGAGAAUUUCCUCAAUGGAGGCAGACAUUUUGAAAAAGGAAAAGGAGCUGAGAUCGAGGAAAAAAUAAAAUGUUUAGCGAUAAUACGCAAACUCCUCGAUAAUAUGAAUUAACAUCAAACGUUACUUUAUUUAUUUUAUGUAAAUUUAUAUUAAGUUUAUUUGUGGAUAAGUACAGAAGCAACAGCCAAGGGGCAGUAAAAAGUUUAUACUUAAUUUUGAUUAUAUAAAGAAGAAUGCGCGGAACAUUAUGCCAGCUCUUUGAAGACACUACAGGAAAAUAAAUGAAAACCUUGCUAGGAAAAAUGGAGCAAAAUGAAUUCGAAGAAAUUCAAAACUGAAAUGAAAUGCCCCAGAUUUACUUUGGACUUGGGACAUGGAAGGGGUAAAGCUUCAAGAACACUGUGCGGCUUGCAUCUACAAAAACAAAUUGUCUUUUAGUAAAAGCAAAUAAACCUUCAAUAAACUCUUACUGUGAGCUCAGAUAAUAGUGUGUAAAAACAUAUAUUAGUUAUUUAGUACACUUCAGCAAUAGAAUUUAACAUGAUCUGUGAUGAAGUUUGCAGCAGUUGUUAAACUGUGAUAAUUAUUAUGUUGAACUUUGAUAUACAUCCUUCUGUGUUACGAAUACUGUGUUACGAAUAUUGUAUUGAGAAAACAGUUUCUAGUGACAUUCCGCAAUAAUGAUAUACGCUGUAAAAAUCUGCGCUUUCAUACUCUUGUGUCAAAUUCUAUGGCUUUACUGCAAAAUGAUGCAUCCUACCCUAGACAAUGUUUAUUUCCCUUUCCCGUUAACCAGUUUAUAUUUCUAAGUAUGGUUUGUCUUUUUGUCAAAUUUACCUGAUCUUGAAGCUUUACCCAAACGUUUAUACUAUGUGUUUGGACAUAUCAAAACUGAUUUUCCUUUUUUGGCUUAUAUAUAUUUUGGUAUUUUAUUAUAGGGUUUGUAAUUUGUUAAAGUGGUUAUAUUUACAAUGAUAAUGUGAUAAACUUUGCGAUCUAGUUCAAUAUUAAAGAAACAGUGGGUUGAAAUGUAUUAUUCACUCAUUACAUAUUGCAUUUUAAUGUUGUUUUUUCUUGAACUUGAUGUUGAACUGCUUUUGUUGAUGCCAUAUUCUUGUUAUCAUUUGUAUAGGAAUUUAUAUUCCGUCCAUGUAGCGUACAUUCCGUCCAAGGAGUUUACAAUCCAUUGCAAACUUAGUCCUUAACUUUGCAUUUGAUAUAUACUUUAACAUUUUAUUUUACAUAUGGUUACAGCGUUCAUGAAUUGAACUUUUCUAUCAAGAUCAUAAAGUUUAUAACAAGAGUCUUUCCUUCGUUUAGGAAGGACUUUUUGCAAUAUUUUUGUAUCAAAGUGACUAUUUUCAAACCAAAGAACAUACUAAUUUGCAAAUCAAAAUCAACCCCUGUGAUCAGUUUUCUUUGAACAAUAUUUUACUUCAAAUCAAAAAGUAAUUCAGUAUUUUCUUUUAUAUGUGAUACACUCAUUUUCAUUCUUAUAUUUAGUGUUCUAUACAUCCCAAAAAUGAAAACACUUAUUUAUUUAUUGUUAAGUUCUUUACUUUUUUGCAUAUGUUAAUAAGCUUUCAUAAUUAUUUUGUUGUGGUUGUUUUAGAAAAAUUUCAUUCUGAAUAUUUUUCUACUUGCUGAAAUUUACAUUUGUUACCGUAGCUAUUUUAUAAUUUUGCAACCUAAAAUUUCAUACCGAUUAUUUUUUAGCUCAGUUAUAUCAAGUGGUUUCAAAAUAUUCUAUCUGUUUUAGCUCAACAUUCUAGUUGUAAAAGUUGCCAGCCUAUAGAUGUAUCUUGUAUUUGAUAUGAGUUAAAAUGUAUCUCCAGUUUAUCAUACCUAUAAACAAAUCACACUACAUAGCAAUAACCUAUGCAUAAUACUUUGUCUAAAUUUUGAUCUAUUUUUCUCUGCUGUACAUGAUUUGAUGUUUGUGUGUUUCAAUUUCACAUUCAUUUGAUACAUUUCUACCCAUUGUUUAAGAUUUAUGCAUUUAUAUAUUUGAAAAAGAAAGCAAUAUGUUUAUAUUUCAAUGCUCUUUAUUUUUGGUUAAUAAAAAUUCAAAAUUCA
This is a messenger RNA of Mercenaria mercenaria, 32299 nucleotides long. RefSeq lists its product as uncharacterized. Gene Ontology annotation, cellular component: extracellular region. The coding region runs from base 303 to 30290 and encodes 9995 amino acids. Gene Ontology annotation, molecular function: protein binding; chitin binding. The record is from RefSeq and is a predicted model, not a curated record. The transcript has 140 exons. Lineage: Eukaryota; Metazoa; Mollusca; Bivalvia; Venerida; Veneridae.